This is a messenger RNA of Temnothorax curvispinosus, 3390 nucleotides long. RefSeq names its product protein extra-macrochaetae (gene emc). Gene Ontology annotation, biological process: cell differentiation; circadian regulation of gene expression; negative regulation of transcription by RNA polymerase II. Gene Ontology annotation, cellular component: nucleus; cytoplasm. The transcript has a single exon. Lineage: Eukaryota; Metazoa; Arthropoda; Insecta; Hymenoptera; Formicidae. The coding region runs from base 1598 to 2038 and encodes 146 amino acids. The record is from RefSeq and is a predicted model, not a curated record. Gene Ontology annotation, molecular function: protein dimerization activity; transcription regulator activity.
CGAAGAAAAUCGCCGACACGCCGGAAUCAUGGUGCGCAGGUUAGCGAAUGACCAUCGGGCCCGUACACGUCGGGGCGCAUAGAGCCCGGAAUGGUGGUGGUCGACCGCCUGUUACGGAGCGUUGGUGGGCGACGUUGUUGUCCUCGUUGGUAGUGGUAGCCGUGAUGGCUAGUGGCUGGCGCCGCCGGACGUUCAACAAUGGUCGCGCUCCCCUUUCCCGUCUCCCUUUUACACCCCCCGCCUCCACCCCCUCCCCUCGUGUCCCACCGACGCCGCCGGUCGCGUAGCCGUCAAACACCCCCGACUACUGACAGCUUCGAAUCGGACCCCACGUGCGAUUUUCACGCGCGAGAGACCCGACCGACGGUCCCUCACGUUCGCGACGCGUCGAUCUCUCAUCUCUCGGCAGCUGUUCCCCUUAUGAUUAAUUAAUAUCUGUUAAAUUGGAUCAAUUAAAUUGAAUCAGUUUUUGGUCACCUAUUUUUUACGCGAAAUGAUCCCCGAGAUUCUUUCCCACGUGAGAAUUUUAUGACUACAAAAGCUCUUUGAUUUAUCAAAAAAAUCGUUCCACGUGAAUUUAUUCGACGAUCGACAGACUCGUCGGAAUUCUUUCAUCUAUUUUCUUACUUAUAGUUUACAUAUAAACUGUCUCGGUUUUUAUUCUCCAAUUCUUUUUUUAAAACAACUUUUCUCGAGGAUAUCUGCGAGAUUAUCGUAAAAUGCAGGAUACAAAUAAACUCCCCGGAAGUUACGUUAGAAUUAUUAUAUGAAAAAUUGGAUAAAUCCGAGCGAUCGCGCGACGCUCGUAGCCGCCGCUAGUGCCGCUACUCCACUCGGGCAGCGAUUGCGCCGUACAAAUGCUGGAAGCGUCUGGCGGGUAUGCGCGGGGCGCCGGGGUGGGGCAAGGCUAUAAAAAGACGCAGGUGAGGGGCGGAGGCCAGUCGGCUUCGAUCCGUCAGAGCGAUCGUGCGUCUAAUUCUGGUCGACGGUCACGUUUCGGCCGCCUCGCCGUACUGUAGUUUUCGUAUACGUGCGACGAUCGCAUCGAACGUCAUCAUCGUCACGGCGCGCAGCUGUCGCUCGAGGAUGACGCGGCUGGUCGGCGAUACGAGGAGUAUCGGCACCGUGUGAUCUCCGCACGCGUGAUUUCACGCGCUCGCCUCGCCAGACGCAGAGUAAACGGAAGGGAAGAAAAAGGAAAACGCGUCGGAGCUCUAUCCCCCGCGGAGGAAAGAAGAGAUAAAACCCGAGAGGGAGGGGGGCCAUCCCGCGCGUCUCCGCUCCGCGCUCUUCACGUGCAUAUUUGCGCCUCUCGGUGUCGGUGUCGGACGGGCCCGGCGAUCGAUAAGGGGCGGGUGGUUGUGUAUGUGUGUGUGGGCGGCGGUGGCGCGCCGUCGUCGAAGAACGCGAAGCGAAUCUCCCUGAGAGUCGCCGGCGGUAGAGGUAGAGGCAGUGUGCUCUCGCGGACGGCGUCGACGGGGGCAGAGGAGAGCGCAACGAAAAUCCCGAAGAUCCGCCUAGGCGCCAGGAUCUUCUCGAUCGAUCUCCGGCGAGCGUCGACUGUUGACAUCCGACCGUCGCCGUCACCGAUACCCGGAUGAAGGCGAUGGUGGUGAGCCCGGUGAGCGGCCGCGUGCCGCCCAAUCAUCGCGGCGUUCUGCACAACGGGCUGGGGAUCGGAGGCGCCAGGCGCGACCUCGAGGCCGAGGAGGUCGCCGCUUACCUGACCAAGCUGCGCUCCCUCGUCCCGGACAUGCCGCGCAAGCGGAAGCUGUCCAAGCUCGAGGUGAUCCAGAGGGUGAUCGAGUACAUCUGCGACCUGCAGACCGCCCUGGAGGAGACCAACGCCGCGCAUCAGGACGCGAAGACGACGACGACGGCGACGACGAUGUCGACAACGGCGGCGACGGCGCCGGAGGCGACGGCGACGACGACGCAAUCGUCGAGACAACCCCUGCAACCCCUGCUGAACGCCGCCGCGUCGAUCGCCACGACGACGACCACCACCACCACCGUCGCGACGGUCGCCGAUCGGUGACCUGCCGGCCGGACCCGUUAGGGCGUCGUUGAGGUCGUCGCGUCGAGGCCACCCCCCUCGUGUGUGCGCGCGUGGAUCCGGUAGAUCCGCGGCUCCGCUCUUCGAAGAGGGACGACGUCCACCCCGCGCUGAUCUGACGUCACAAUCUGGGUCACGCUGGAGCCGCUGCUGGAGGUGCCGAUCGUCGCCCGGAAGAGAGAACGCGUUCGGGGACCAUCCGAGGGGCGCGCCUACGUCCGAAGACGAAGAUGCGCGACGGUGACGGAGAGAGAGAGAGAGAGAAAGCAGCGGAACACCCGCGCCGUUGGUUUUCCUCAAGCUCUGUCCUUCCCCCCUGCGAGGGGGAAAUUGUAAAUACAUUUGUAAAUACGCUCAUCGCAUUCCACACGAGAUCUCUCACGGUUAUAAGGAUUCGGCACGAACCCUCCUUCCCCCCUCCUCCUCCUCCUCCUUCUUUUACUCCCCCAGACAGCACCGUGUCCAAAAUCGAGACGUAAGACGUCUCAAAAGCGUCUUACAUCCCGAUUUUAGCCGUAAGAUCUUAUCAUUCCAAUUUUUUGGACCGACCGCGCGACGCCGAUCGAACCGAUCUCCGCUUUAUCACGGAGCGGCUCCGUUUCGCGAUCGACGGACUGGAAAGCAACGCGCGAGUCAGCGCUCGCGUGCCUCGACGAACUCUACCUGCGUGAAAUCGGGAAAACCAGAUCGAUUCGAGCCUCCCGAGGGACGAGCCCGUCCGGUUCCUCGACUUCUCCUCGUCGAUCGCUUCGCGACGCGACUUCGAGCGCGUUCGCGUGCACCGAGCGCACUCGAAACGUUCGUUACACUCGAGUCAUAUUAUCUAGCGCCCCGCCCAGCCAGUCUCCGCCGAUCGAUCGCCUUUUCUCGCGGAGGUCCUCCCCGGAGAAGAGCCUCCGUUCGUCCGCGUUCCUCGAACAGAGCGGGGACAAAACCGCGUGACGAUCGGCGAGCCUCGGAUUUCGAUCGAUGUAGAAUAUCGAGCACGACGCAGGAGGUGACGAUCGAUCGGAUGGGACCGGCCGCAGACUCGAGAUUCGUUUGAAAGGCGAUUCGACGAGGCCCCCGGUUAUUGUUUUCCAGUUUCCGCGCUCCGUCGCUGGUGUCCCUGAUUACUGUAUUAUAGUUAUCACUACGUCGUUGUUAUUAGCCUCUUAUAUUAUAAUUUAGACAGUGCUGACCCCUCCCCCCUUCCUUCCGCCUCUCAUCGACCCGCGUAAAUAUUGUAUAUUUGCAAAGACUGAAAGGCUGUAUAAGUACGUCAUUGCGCGGGCGUCCUGCACUCGACACACAUACACAUCAACACGAAAUAAAUGCAAGCUGUGUCUAUAUAA